This is a messenger RNA of Hevea brasiliensis (rubber tree), 2738 nucleotides long. RefSeq lists its product as uncharacterized. The transcript has 5 exons. The coding region runs from base 1451 to 2161 and encodes 236 amino acids. Lineage: Eukaryota; Viridiplantae; Streptophyta; Magnoliopsida; Malpighiales; Euphorbiaceae. The record is from RefSeq and is a predicted model, not a curated record.
AAGCACCACAGUCGCCACCACCACCACCACCAAAAUGGCUGCUUCCACCGCCGCGCAACCACCAGGCCUAGCCUUGGACUUCCUCCCGUUCAUAGACAUGACAACGCUCUCCCAAUCAGAGCUCCGUGCCCUCUCCCUCUAUUCUUCUUCCUCCUUCGGCCCCCCGCCUCACCGACGACAUAGUAACAGUCGCCAUAGACCGCUUAACCUUCAAUGAGACCGCUGGCUCACGCCGCCAGACAUACUCCCGCCUUUCGUCCCACCAUCAUCAUCGCCACCGCCUGGCCGGUCUUCUUCCCAAAACCCCCAAUUCCUGCAGUCCCAGUCCUCCUCCCUCCAACCAUCAUUACACUGACACCGAUCACCUCGAAAACCACUCCAUCAUUAGUUUCCUCAAGCAAUUCCUUUCCACCCACCCCGAAUUCCAGCAAUUGGAUUUGGUAGACUUCGAUAGUUUUAGCCAUCUCAAUGAUGCCAUUAAUUUCAAUUCUCAUCCGUCAUCACUAGCAGCCGUAGUAGAAGCGCCUUUGGUUAAUCGGAACUUUAGAAUUGGGGAAAGGAAGAGGAAGAGAGGAAGGAAGCCGAAAGUGAAAGUAAUAAGUGCGGAGGAGAGAGAAAGUGCGGGGAUUGCGAACAAGAAUGGGGUUGUGGUGCAUCUGGUGGGGUUGGCGAGUCUGGGGGAUCCAUUCAGGGAGGAAUUGAGGAGGAGAACUGAAUGGAUGGAUAACGAGGAGGAGUUGUUGGGAUUUUUCAGGGACCUGGGAGGGCAGUGGUGUUGCAGGAGCAGGAAGAGGAAGAGGAAGAUUGUAGAUGCUAGUGAGUUUGGCGACAACUUGCCCGUUGUUUGGAAGCUCCUGCUCGGGCUUAAAAGGAAAGAAGGCCGUGCUUGGGUUUAUUGCAGUAGAUAUAUAAGUGGCACUGCCCAAUUCUUAUGCAUGCCAGCCUAGCGGACAACAAUUUGUAUCUUGUAAAGAAGUGCUGCAUAUUUGCAAUCAUUUUUUGGACCAUAUGGUGCUCGACAGGUGAUGGAUCAUGCAGGGGACAAUACUCAGCAUGUCCACAGAGUAGCUUCUGAAAGUUAUGCAGGUGCAACCAGGAAGGAUGAUGUUCAGGGGCAAUCUAGUGAACAUGAGAAGGCUGUUGCCUUGCUGAGAAUUGACAAUUUGGAGUUGGCAGGGGUUCCAAUGCAUGACUUUUUUGAAUGCCACAAAUGUAACAUGACAUUUGAUGAAAAGAACACAUAUUUGCAGCAUCUUUUGUCAUUCACCCGAGGGACACAAGGAGUGAUAGACUUGGUUCUUCAGUUGGUGAUGGUGUAAUAGUUAAAGAUGGAAAAUAUGAAUGUCAGUUCUGCCAUAAGGUAUUUCAGGAAAGGCGGCGGUAUAAUGGUCAUGUAGGAAUCCAUGUGAGGAAUUAUGUGAGAGGUAUUGAAGAAUCACCUGGUAGCAGGAUGGCUUUGCUAAAGAGAAUUGACUCUUCAAAAAAAGAUGAAAUGCAUAUAAGAAUCUCCAAAAUGGGUGCUUCAAUUGAAAUAGCUCAGAAUUCCAUUCAAGAAACAUCGUCUUCUGGCCCUAAUGGUGAACCCAAUAGUGGGUUUUCUUCUAGUAAACAGAAUCUGGCUCCUAAUCAAGAACUUUUAGCUUCUGUUUCUGAUUGUGAACUGAAAUCUGAUUCUUCUCUCAGUGAAUCCGACAUAGAAUGUGGCAUGAUUGACGAAUCUCAGGAAUUGGAGUUAUAUCAGCAACAAAGUGAUCAUAUGAUUGAUAAAGGGAUAGGAAUGAUUGAUGAUGCUAACAAUGUCCUAGAUGUUGCGUUAGAUUCUUCAUUUGCUAUUGAGCAACAUGGUAAUACAUCUAAAGCUCUUGGUGGAACAUAUUGUCUGGCAGUAUUCACUGAUGAAGUGGACAAUUCUGUCAUUGAGCAGGAACGAGGUUCUGAAUGUUGUUCCCCUGCACCAAUGAGUGAUCAGAAACUUUGUAGCAUUGAGAAUGAUGUCAAUUUGGUUGGCACAGACAAACAAGAGAACUGUGAGACUGACAAAGUGGAUAAAACGAGUAGUGUAGAGGUUGAAAUUGGCAUUGUAAGCAAUGAUAGGGAUGCAGAUAAUGAUAUUGUACCAGAAACUGUGCAGCAAUCUUUCAAGGAAGGUGGUGGACUUUAGCAUGGGGUUCCACAGCCACCUGUAUCCAUAUUGCAACAAUCCUGGGGUUUUUCAGCACCCAGUGUGAGGUUAGAUCAGGCUACGUUGGAAAAUAUUUAAAAUUCUGGGAAGAUGGACGGUACAUGUGGAACUGAGAAGUGCUGUUUAAUUACCUCCCCCUUGUCUCCUCUUCCUGCUGUGGUUUAAUUUGCAUAUUCUAGGGAAUUUUCCCCUAUAUAACUUCAUUGCAGAUGGUAGACUGAGCCAUCACGUCAUUCUCUUUGCUGACAAUGAAAGAAUUGCUGGUUUAAAGACCAUAGUGAUUCCUAUAACAGAUGUGAAAGAAUUCUGGUUUAAAGACUAGAAAAGAAAUCUGUGUCUGACAUUCUCAUUCCACUUAUUUAGGAAUAUGAAUUUGCAUAUUGACGAGGGAUACCUGCUGAAAUUUUGCGGCCAAGAUUAUCGCUGUUAUCUUUAUGUGCGAACAUGCAAGUAUUUGUUGCUGGUAAUUACCAUGUAUCUGUAAAUAUUGACAAUGAGGACCAGUUGGAUGUACAUACUACACAAUGAUGUAUAUCAUAAUAUGAUUUUUUGUGUU